AUGACCAAAAGGGUGUCCUCCAGAAACCAUACUUUCCAAGUCUUGUACACUAUCAGUAUUAAAGUUGCUGAUCUCUGGCACAACAUAGGCUUUCCCAUUGUAGAAUGUUCCUCUGAAGGAGACUUUAUUCUUUCCAAACCACCAGACACAGGAGGAUUAAUCUCUUUUGGCACUGUAGCUGAACAGUUGGUGUAUGAAUUGGGCAAUCCUCAGCGCUAUCUUCUACCAGAUGUCACGUGUGAUUUUUCCAAAGUUUCCAUCACUGAAAUUCCAGGUUUUGAUGGUGGGGCAGUGAAAGUUCAUGGAGCAAAAGGAUCACCUCCUUCAAAGUUGUACAAGGUAAAUGCAACUUACCUUGAUGGCUUCAGAGCUACUGCUGUCUGUCCAGUGGGAGGUCCAAAGGCAGUAGAAAAAGGAAAACGCACUGCAGAAAGUAUUCUGCAAAGGACUCGUCUUAUUUUCAGUCAGCUUGGGUAUGAAGAUUACAGUGCAGUUAACAUACAGGUUUUAGGGUCUGAAGAUACAUAUGGACCUCAUGCUAGAAGGAGUAUAGAUGGUGGUCCUCGGGAAGCUGUUAUUUGGCUUGCUGUACACCAUAAGCAAAAAGAAGCUGUAGAAAUCUUCGCCAGAGAGAUUGCACCAGCUGGAACUGGCAUGGCACCCGGCCUCACUGGAAUCGUUGGAGGGCGCCCCAGAGUGUCUCCAGUUUUGAAGCCGUUUUUCUUCUAUUACCCCAAAAGUAAUGUUCAGAUCAACCUAUUCUUAAAUGGGCAACAUGUUGAGACAUUUGAGGAGGAUCUCACGUUUACAUCAGAUGAGACUGUUACAUUUGAUGCACCUAAGAUCAGCAGUGAAUUGAAAGAUCUGCCAAGUGGACCACAUACUUAUCGCUUAGAAGAUCUUGCCUAUACCAGAAGUGGAGACAAAGGCAACUCUGCAAACAUUGGUGUGAUAGCACGGCAUCCCCUCUACUAUCCAUACCUAAAGAAAACUUUGACAGCUCAAGCCUUGGAGAAUUACUUCAAACAUCUUUUAGAGCAAGAAAAACCUGAAGAAGAACUAGUAACAAGAUACGAGUUGCCAGGGAUCCAUGGAUUAAAUUUUGUUCUCAAGAAUUCCCUUGGUGGUGGUGGCAUAGCAUCUCUAAGAAGUGACCCUCAGGGCAAAGCACUUGGACAGAUGCUGUUGGAUUUCCAAAUUAAAAAUGUUCCUGAUUUAAAGUCACUGAUAGAGUAACAGGUGUUUGAUACAUAUGCUUUUAACACUGAGUGGUAUAAAAACAUGUUAUAAACAAGAACUGGCUUCUUGAGUGAUUUUUUUUUUUUUUAAAGUCAGAGAGUAGAAAUUAGUGACAGUUAUCUCUCAGAGGCUUAGCUGUAUGGCACAGAUUAGCAGAUGUUUUGAGUAAUACCAGGCUAAUAGCUUUGUCUGUGACUGAUAACACUUCCUGUCUAGAUAACACAUUGGAUGAAGAAUUAAUUUAUUUCCUGUAAAA
Molecule: messenger RNA, 1495 nt
Organism: Merops nubicus (carmine bee-eater)
Lineage: Eukaryota; Metazoa; Chordata; Aves; Coraciiformes; Meropidae
Exons: 14
Coding region: 1-1236 (411 amino acids)
Source: RefSeq, a predicted model, not a curated record